This is a messenger RNA of Serendipita indica DSM 11827, 978 nucleotides long. The record is from the annotation of a GenBank genome assembly. NCBI's taxonomy places the organism in Eukaryota, Fungi, Basidiomycota, Agaricomycetes, Sebacinales, Serendipitaceae.
AUGGCGGAAGCUAUCGCCCCUGCAGAGCUGCCCACAAUCUUCGAUGCCUCGACAUGUGUACGCAAGGGAAUGUGCCCCGUCAUGGCUCUCCAAGGGCAGGAAAAGACGGCAAUGCAAAGCCAUUCCAUCUACUUUGAGCAACAUGGUACUGGUCCCGAGAAGGUGGUAUUUAUCAUGGGACUGAAUACGUCCUCAUUCGGGUGGAUAUACCAAGUCAAACAUUUUGCCCAAACACAUUCAGUUCUCGUCAUGGACAACAGAGGUGUCGGCAACAGUGAUACCCCAAAGGGACCCUAUACGACAUCAGCUCUCUCCGAGGAUAUUCUUACUCUGCUCGAGUAUGUCGGCUGGAAUAACGGGCGCGAGUUGCAUAUUGUCGGCAUCUCUCUUGAACUUGCUCUGAGGAUUCCGGAGCGUAUCCUCUCGCUGACGUUGGUUGUGACCAAGGCGGGAAGUGCUGGCCUGGUGUCGAACCUUACACCUUGGAAGGGAAUAAGUAGCUUGGUGUGGCUCACAUUUACGACGGACGAUAGCAAGAAGAUGGACAUUGUCCUUCCAAUGCUAUAUCCCGAGGAAUGGCUAGACGCAAAGUCGACGCUUCCGAAUGCGAAAGGUCGAACGAACAGGGAAGUCGUACGAGAGGGACUUGCAUACCGAAUCAAGAACACUCGCAAGCAGACGUUGGCCGGAUCCAUUGCUCAAACUGCGGCGGCAAGAUCCCACCAUGUGACCCCCGACCGGCUUCAUAAGCUCGGGCAAAGCAUACCCAAGAUCUGGAUUGUCACUGGAGACGUGGACCACCUUGUCAAGCCUGUCAAUAGCGAGUUUCUCCACCAGCACAUGCCUCAAGCAGAGUAUCAGGUGUGGAAGGGAGUAGGCCACGGUAUCAUUGGACAGGAGCCAGAGAAAUUCAACAAGAAUCUCGAGAGGGUGAUCCGAGAAGGAAGGGAGAUUGGGAGCAAAGCCCCUUGGGUCUGA